Molecule: messenger RNA, 1944 nt
Organism: Miscanthus lutarioriparius
Lineage: Eukaryota; Viridiplantae; Streptophyta; Magnoliopsida; Poales; Poaceae
Source: the annotation of a GenBank genome assembly
AUGUCGCUCCACCAGCGGCCGCACCAGAAGCUGCCGGCAGCGGGCGACUCUCUCCCCGUCUCCUCCCCCACCGCCGCCACCGCCCCCUCCCGCCCGCACCACCUCCUCACACUCCCCUACCUCUUCUCCCUCCUUGCGGUUCUCCUCUUCGCUGCCCUCCUCCUCCCCUGGGGUCCAGCAGCGCGCCCUCCCUCGCCCCCGUGGCGCUCCUACACCCUCCAGGAGGCCGCCGCCUUCGCCGCCGCAGCGGGAAACGGCACCGUGCUCCUCGCCGCUGUCUCCGGACCGUACCUCCCCUUCCUCUCCAAUUGGCUCAUCAGCGUCCGUCGCGCCGGCCGCGCGGAUCAGGUGCUCGUUAUCGCCGAGGACUACGAAACCCUCGACCGCAUCAAUGCCGCCUGGCCAGGACACGCCGUCCUUGUGCCCCCCGCGCCCGAUGCCCAGACCGCCCACAAAUUUGGAUCCCAGGGUUUCUUCAACUUCACCUCGCGCCGGCCACGGCACCUGCUGCAGAUUCUUGAGCUUGGGUACAGCGUCAUGUACAACGAUGUUGACAUGGUGUGGCUUGCCGACCCGUUCCCUUACGUCGUCGAGAAUCACGACGUGUACUUCAUGGACGAUAUGACUCCUGUGAAACCACUUGAUCAUUCACAUGAGCUGCCACCACCGGGGAAGAAAGGGCGGACUUAUAUUUGCAGCUGCAUGAUUUUCCUCAGGCCAACUGAAGGUGCCAAGCUCCUGUUAAGGAAGUGGAUCGUGGAGCUUAAGGAGCAGCCUUGGUCGAAGCAGAGGAAGUCAAAUGAUCAGCCAGCAUUCAACUGGGCUUUGAACAAGACUGCUGGGCAGGCCUUGGCGGCGAGCCUUCCGGUGGCUGUAGAAGUUGAGCUCGUGGGCAUCCCUGCCCAUGCUUGGAAUUUGGCGACCGCUGAAGUUCUUUUGGACGAGCUCUGCUGGAUUGAUGGACUGCACCCGGGCAAUACUGAUCGACGCGAUGUGUUCAUGGUGAAGGCUUGGUGCUCCGAUCCCGCUCUCUUCCCCCCUGAGAUGACGCUGGAGAUCGUGGAGCCCCCUCUGGCGCGUGGUUCCGACGUGAGGACGUUAACCUACCCCAUCAAGGUCACGGCCGCGGCGCCGGGCGAAGCUACGUCCUCCGGCCAGGCUGGCAGGGCCUCGGUCCACGCAAGGUUGGGCUCUCGAGUCCAUGAGGCGGCCGGGGAUCCCUCCUCAACUGUCGUGCUCGACAUUGAUGAUUGGUCGGCCAUGUCUGCUGAGGCCUCGCGACGUGAUGUUGCUUCGCGUGGUUCCGAUGCAGACCGCACUAGAACCAAGGAGACCGUGACUGCGGACGAUGCCGUUAUCGCGGGGCUGUUGCUCGAGGGCUCCUGCACGUGUGCAGAUGUGUUUAAGGAGAGCGUUGCCGCUGAUACGGCGGUGGAAGGCAAAAGAGAUACUGAUGUCAGGCGGAUUGAUGACAGGCCACGGUUUGAGAUCCCUCUGCAACUCUCCUAUGGGCCUUCGAUGCGUCCUGCUGAACGAGGAGAAUCUAAUGGGCCUCGGGCUGAUGAUCUCUCCGGGGGACCUCAGUUGGAGGCAUCUGGGCCGCCUCCCCUCUCCUCCCUGGAUGGACUGAACGAGGCCGAUGUGGUGGUUGAGUCUAACGCCCCCACCUCUGCUGGCCCAGAUAUGUUGAUCGAGCCUCAUGUCUCUGUGCCUCCGGCCGAGACUUCGUCUCCCUCCCCGCGGCCGCCGUCCUCUGAUUGCUCCUCCCUGCGACCGCGGCCAGCUAGCUUGGCGCACACUUCCACUGCAGCUCCCUCCUCCCCGAAAUCGCCACACCCCGCCACUGCUGCUACUUCCUCCUCGAACUUGCCACUCCUGGCCACUGCCGCUCCUACCCCCUUGAACUCCUCAUCUGUGGCCCUGCCGGCGGCUGCUGCUUUGUAG